CUCUUUGCGACCACAUACUCCCUCUUCAUCCUCCCAAAAAAACACCCUCCAUCAGUCACAAUGGCCCCGUUGCUGUAUGCUCGUGGUCGCAAGGCCCAGAAGGUCACCAAGAAGUACAUCAUCAACGCUUCGCAGCCUGCGAGCGACAAGAUCUUCGAUGUCUCCGCCUUCGAGAAGUUCCUCCACGACCGCAUCAAGGUCGAGGGCCGUGUUGGCAACCUCGGUGACAACGUUGUCAUCUCCCAGGUUGGUGAGGGCAAGAUCGAGGUUGUCACUCACAUCCCCUUCUCUGGUCGCUACCUCAAGUACCUGACCAAGAAGUACCUCAAGAAGCAGCAGCUCCGUGACUGGCUGCGCGUUGUCUCCACCUCCAAGGGUGUCUACGAGCUCCGCUUCUACAACGUCGUCAACGACGAGGGCGAGGAGGAGGAGGAGUAAAUUAUUCCUCAAUACCGAAUCAAAAAGUUCAAUAUUUUGGAUUCAUGGACACUCGUAUGAGGGGAGCAACUUCUUUCGGACGGGGAUGUGCUAUGGGUCUAUUCGAGUAAUAGACGUGGUCGAUGAAGGAUUACGUUCCGGCUACUGGUGUUUGGGCUCCAG
This is a messenger RNA of Aspergillus novofumigatus IBT 16806, 600 nucleotides long. RefSeq names its product 60S ribosomal protein eL22. Lineage: Eukaryota; Fungi; Ascomycota; Eurotiomycetes; Eurotiales; Aspergillaceae. Gene Ontology annotation, biological process: cytoplasmic translation. The coding region runs from base 61 to 438 and encodes 125 amino acids. The transcript has 4 exons. Gene Ontology annotation, cellular component: ribosome. The record is from RefSeq and is a predicted model, not a curated record. Gene Ontology annotation, molecular function: RNA binding; structural constituent of ribosome.